AUGGCCUGUGGCAGGGCAGGGCCAGGAAUGGAGAUUGGUCAAGAGCUGGAUGGAAAGGUGUGGUUUACCUGGGAGCCUGGGCACACCUGGGCCCUGAGUAAGCAGAAUGGGGAGCUCAUCUGCGGGGGUGCAACGCCACUCACGGACAGUGAGGAGUCCCUGGAUUUCAGCGUGAGCCUGGAGCAGGCCUCCACGGAGCGGGUGCUCCGGGCCGGGAAGCAGCUGCAUCGACACCUCCUGGCCACUUGCCCGACCCUUAUCCGAGACCGGAAGUACCACCUUAGGCUCUAUCGGCAGUGCUGCUCUGGCCGGGAGCUGGUGGAUGGGAUCUUGGCACUGAGCCUUGGAGUUCAUUCCCGAAACCAAGCCGUUGGAAUCUGCCAGGUGCUCCUGGAUGAAGGUGCCCUUUGCCAUGUGAAACACGACUGGACCUUCCAGGACCGAGAUACCCAAUUCUACCGUUUCCCCGGGCCAGAGCCAGAGCCUGUGGGAGUCCAUGAGCUGGAGGAGGAACUGGUGGAGGCUAUGGCCCUGCUCUCCCAGCGGGGGCCUGAUGCCCUGCUCACUGUGGCGCUUCGAAAGCCCCCAGGUCAGCGCACAGACGAGGAGCUGGACCUCAUCUUUGAGGAGCUGCUGCAUAUCAAGGCCGUGGCCCACCUCUCCAACUCGGUGAAGCGGGAAUUAGCAGCAGUUCUGCUCUUUGAACCCCACAGCAGAGCAGGGACCGUGUUGUUCAGCCAGGGAGACAAGGGCACCUCGUGGUACAUUAUCUGGAAGGGAUCUGUCAACGUGGUGACCCAUGGCAAAGGGCUGGUGACCACACUGCAUGAGGGAGAUGACUUUGGACAGCUGGCUCUGGUGAAUGACGCACCCCGGGCAGCCACCAUCAUCCUGCGAGAAGAUAACUGUCAUUUUCUCCGUGUGGAUAAGCAGGACUUCAACCGUAUCAUCAAGGAUGUGGAAGCAAAGACCAUGAGGCUAGAAGAGCAUGGCAAAGUGGUGUUGGUGCUGGAGAGAGCCUCCCAGGGCGCUGGCCCUUCUCGCCCCCCAACCCCAGGCAGGAACCGGUAUACAGUGAUGUCUGGCACCCCAGAGAAGAUCCUAGAACUGCUCUUGGAGGCCAUGCGGCCUGAUUCCAGUGCUCAUGACCCAACAGAGACAUUUCUCAGCGACUUCCUCCUGACCCACAGUGUCUUCAUGCCCAGCGCCCAGCUUUGUGCUGCCCUCCUGCACCACUUCCACGCGGAGCCCUCAGGAGGCAGUGAGCAGGAGCACAGCACCUACGUCUGCAACAAAAGGCAGCAGGUCCUGCGGCUGGUCAGCCAGUGGGUGGCCCUGUAUGGUCCCAUGCUCUACGCUGACCCCGUGGCCACCAGCUUUCUCCAGAAACUCUCAGACCUGGUGAGCAGAGAUGCCCGGCUUUGCAUCCUGCUACGGGAGCAGUGGCCGGAGAGGCGGAAACACCACAGGAUGGAAAACGGCUGUGGGAAUGCAUCUCCUCAGAUGAAGGCCAGGAACAUGCCUGUUUGGCUCCCCGGCCAGGACCAGCCCCUCCCCAGCAGCAACUGUGCCAUUCGAGUUGGGGACAAAGUCCCCUAUGACAUUUACCGGCCGGACCACUCAGUGCUGACCCUGAAGCUGCCUGUGACGGCCUCAGUGAGAGAGGUGAUGGCAGCGUUGGCCCAAGAGGAUGGCUGGACCAAGGGGCAGGAGCUGGUGAAGGUCAACUCUGCAGGCGACGCCAUUGGCCUGCAGCCAGAUGCCCGUGGUGUGGCCACAUCGCUGGGGCUCAACGAACGGCUCUUUGUUGUCAACCCACAGGAAGUGCGCGAGCUGACCCCGCUCCCCGAGCAGCUGGGGCCCUCCGUGGGCUCUGCUGAGGGGCUGGACCUGGUGAGUGCCAAGGACCUGGCGGGCCAGCUGACGGACCACGACUGGAACCUCUUCAACAGUAUCCACCAGGUGGAGCUGAUCCACUAUGUGCUGGGCCCCCAGCAUCUGCGGGACAUCACCACCGCCAACCUGGAGCGUUUCAUGCGCCGCUUCAACGAGCUCCAGUACUGGGUGGCCACAGAGCUGUGUCUCUGCCCUGUACCCGGCCUGCGGGCCCAGCUGCUCAGGAAGUUCAUCAAGCUGGCUGCCCAGUGAGUACCUGUGGGGCCGGUGGGUGUAGCAGUGACCGCUCCAUCUGCCUGUCCCUUGCAGCGGCUGCCCCACAAAGUCCGGAAGCUGUACUCGGCCCUGGAGAGGCUGUUGGACCCCUCAUGGAACCACCGAGUCUAUCGACUGGCCCUCACCAAGCUCUCCCCUCCCAUCAUCCCCUUCAUGCCCCUUCUUCUCAAAGACAUGACCUUCAUCCAUGAGGGAAACCACACAUUGGUAGAGAAUCUCAUCAACUUUGAGAAGAUGAGAAUGAUGGCCAGAGCCGUGAGGAUGCUGCAUCACUGCCGAAGCCACAGCAAUGUGCCCCUCUCACCGCUCAGAAGCCGCGUCUCCCACCUCCACGAGGACAGCCAGGCAGCCAGGACAUCCACGUACCGUUUCCUCUUCCUGUGCCGCUAG
Molecule: messenger RNA, 2562 nt
Organism: Puma concolor (puma)
Lineage: Eukaryota; Metazoa; Chordata; Mammalia; Carnivora; Felidae
Source: RefSeq, a predicted model, not a curated record